AUAAAAUGAUUGUACAUGUUGUUUAAGUGCGUUACCUUGGAUACAAGUAACGUUGACUACUCGAUUUUUCCGUUCUGUUGUACACGUAGCACGGCACUCAAUGCCUGAGCCUAUCAAAUACACUUUAUGUACACAACUUAUGUUCUCAUUCGUUCAUUAAUACGCUAAUCGGAUUCUAAUACGUAUAUUGUCUACAUUUAUAGACUACAGUCAUACGUAUAAACUACCUUACGGAUAUUUACAUUAAUUGUAUUACUAAUCUCCUAUAAUUGUGGAUUUUUGGUACCAGUCACAACCAAACACGCACAAGCAGCCGUAUAAACAUUCACUUCAUGGCUCAAGAGACUCAGCAAAAUGAACUUCGUGGAUCUAUUAGCCUACGAAAUCCUCAACUACAACAUCCGAACACACUAGCAAUUAUCAAUAAUUACUCGUCUUCUGGAGAAAUUCACACCAUCCAGAUAUCCAGUUCCUCAGCUAAAUUGCCUACUGCAACAUCCAUCUGUUCCUUGUCAGCAAAUAAUCAACCCGUUCAAUACAUUGGACCGGAGGCCAGGACUUUAUGUGUUCCUGUUUGUAGUGCCCAUUCGAUACAAAGCCAGAACUCUUCAGUAAUGAGUAGUCCUGCCAAUAUUCGUAACGUGUCUCCUGAUUCAAGCACUCACCCAGUCGGUCAAACAUAUACGGCUACUACCAAUGCCCCUUCCGUCGUUGCAACAGAUCCAGAAAAACGUCACCUCAUCCAGCAACAGUUGAUCUUAUCACUUCAUGUCCGUCGUUGUCUGCGCCAAGAAGAUGAGAGCAACGGACGAAUUAGCCAAUGUACGACACCUCAUUGCAACACAAUGCGCGGAGUUUUACAACACAUUACUUCAUGUAUACAAGGUAAAAAUUGUCAAACACCACAUUGUGCUUCCUGUCGUCAAAUCAUAUCUCACUGGCAAAAGUGUGACAAUCGAGAGUGCCCUGUGUGCGGACCAUUAAAGCAGGACCAACACUACCAACGUAAUCAAGUGAUACGUCCACCUCAGAAUUCAACUCAGGUACAUGCGGUCUCAAACCGCGUCCCCGAGGUAAAUGGUGUUGACUGCAGUCCUCAUUCAUGUGUCGCUCAGCAACCACCCAGCCAAACCUUUCGGGUAACCUCCAUCUCCAGUGUUCCUGUCAACACAGUUGCCACACGAGCACCGAGUUCAGUCAUCCCCAGUACUCAGAUCUCAGAUGCUUCAAACUUGAAUGGUGUUAAUAAUCAUGUAGCAGUUAAAUGUACAUCAAGCGAGCAAAAUGACUGGCGAAAAGGUGUGGAUAUACCUCAACGAAAUAAUGUCGUCCGCAGAAUUGUACGCUUCAUUUUCCCGUUUCCGGAUGCUUCUGCCUAUUCAGAUCCAAGAAUGCGAAAUUUAAUCCAAUAUGCCCGUAAAGUUGAGGGCGAAAUGUAUGCUACUGCCACAGAUGUUGAUCAUUAUUUUCAUUUGUUGGCUCAGAAGUGCUACAAGAUUCACCGUGAGCUACAUGAAAAACGUAAAAUUCGCCAGCUUGCAGCAGACAAUUCAGUAGGGAGUUCUCAAUCCGUGGUAACCUCAUCCGCUGCUGUUAACUCAUCGCAACUAAAUCAGAGUUUGUCCACGUUGUCUAAUCAGUUGGCUUCACCCUCCAAUUCAGUUUCUUCUACAUUGGGUUCUUGCUCAGUAAACAGAGACUAUGGAAUUUAGUUAAUUAGCUUGGAUAAGCAAAGUUUCUGGUUAAUAUUAUCCCUUGGGGUGCUACUGACUUAUCUCAUUGAUCUCUCACUAAAUUGUAUGCGUACAAGUAGAAAUCUCACUAUCUGGGAAAUUUCUGUAUUUGAAAUCAUUAGGAUCUUCAAACAGACUACAUAAAAUUAGCUUUGAUUAUUUUAUGAAGAUUUGUUUCUUACAUAGUGUCCUAAGGGAUAUUAUAAUUAUGAAUAAUAAAUAGUG
Messenger RNA from Schistosoma turkestanicum, 1958 nucleotides. The record is from the annotation of a GenBank genome assembly. Lineage: Eukaryota; Metazoa; Platyhelminthes; Trematoda; Strigeidida; Schistosomatidae.